Plutella xylostella (diamondback moth) is the source of this 879-nucleotide messenger RNA. RefSeq lists its product as uncharacterized. Lineage: Eukaryota; Metazoa; Arthropoda; Insecta; Lepidoptera; Plutellidae. The record is from RefSeq and is a predicted model, not a curated record.
AUGCGAGCCAUAAAUAAAUCCAAAUGGAAAUGCGCAUCCUGCAAACAGCCUAAAGCAACCACAAGCAGCUCCAAAUCACCCAACUCCAAUGAAGAGGCCUCUUCAGGUAAAAUUGAUACAGCGGGAAUAAUGGCGUACAUGGAUAAACACUUCGCCCUACUAAACGACAAGUUUGAUAAUUUCAAAACCUCAGUUUCGGAUCAGCUGGCGACCCUUACGAAGUCUGUCGCUUCGUGGGAAAAGAGAAUAUUAGACCUGGAAACUAAAUGCGGAGAACUAACCAACUGCGCUACCUUAGUUAAAAAGCAGGACAGUGAGAUGCUUGAGUUGAACGGUACGAUAACUAUGCUGCAGGACCAACUUAACAACCAAGAGCAAUUCUACCUCCGUAACGAACUAGAAAUAUCAGGGCUGACUGAGAUGAGCAACGAAAACCUACUCCACACCACUCUACUGUCGGCGCAGAAACUGGGCGUCGAACUCUCCGUCUCCGACAUCGACGGCGCCUCGCGCGUCGGGCCGCGGCCGACGCAGCCGGACGCGGAGCCGCGCCCCGUCGUCGUGCGCCUGCUGCGGAGCGCCAAGCGCAACCAACUGAUACAGGCUGCUCGAGUGCGGAAAAACUUAACCACUAAAGAUGUAGAACUAAGUGGAAAACCGCGAACAGUAUACUUCAAUGAAAGACUCACAAAACACAACCGAACGCUUUUUCGCGACACCAGGAUCAGAGCCAAAAGUUACGGAUACAAAUUCUACUGGGUCAGAAAUGGAGUCAUCUACGUUCGAAAAGAUGAACAGAAAAAACCAAAAACGAUCCGUAAUUACUACGAACUCGACUCUCUCGUUGGGCCAGCCCCAAAAGAUGGGCCAUCUGAAUAA